This is a messenger RNA of Vicia faba (fava bean), 369 nucleotides long. The record is from the annotation of a GenBank genome assembly. Lineage: Eukaryota; Viridiplantae; Streptophyta; Magnoliopsida; Fabales; Fabaceae.
AUGCACACACCAUUCUAUUUCUUUUUCAUUUUGGUUCUAAUUGUAGCAGUACAAUGGAUUCAGGUAGAAGGUGGUGAAUGCACAAAUGUUGUGGGUCCUUGUGAAGGUUGUUCUUUUGUGUGUAACGUCUUUGCAGCAGGAUCUAAAGUUUUAGGACAUGAUUGUAGCUUCAACAAUUUAUGCACUUGUACAUUCGAAGAGCCAGCAAAAGGAGAACCUAAAUGUGAUAUUGGUCUUGGACUUUGCACAAGUGAUUGUGGUAAUGAUUGUUGCAAAAAAAAGUGCACUAGCAAAUAUCCUAGCACAGGCAGUGGGAGCUGUGUGAAUAGAUAUGGUGUCAACUAUUGUUCUUGUACCUAUAAACGUUAG